CUAAUAGUAAUAGCACAGACUGCAGUACAGUUGUCCCGGUUUUUAAGUCUCAGCACCUACACUUCUCUUUGACCAUGUCUACACUUGAACAAGCCAGCGCCAGCCCUAUGCCAGACGGCAUUACCGAUCCUAACUUCCGUCCUUUGCCAGGGCGGGUUGGAAACCUCACCGUCCCGCAGCAACAUGCUCUCCAGACCUUGAAGAAUCAGCUCCAUGACGAGGGCCAUUUCGUCCAAGAGAGAAUGGAUGAUCCAAUGCUGCUACGGUAUGUCCUGCUCCGCAAUCCAGGAGAAUUUACAUUGUCUAUCGAUGCGUUCUAUGUAUCGCGGACCCGCGAUUCAUGUCCGAUUGGUCGUGCGCCGUGUGUUGACCCAGCCUGCAGAUUUCUGAGGGCGCGCAAAUUUGAUGUCCCGAAAGCAAAGGCGAUGUUGCUGGCUGCUGAGCAAUGGAGACGGGAUAUGAAGGUCGAUGAAAUCGUCAGUGACUUUGAGUUCACCGAGAAAGAGCAGGUCGAUCAAUACUAUCCUCAGUACUACCAUAAAAUGGACAAGGAUGGCAGGCCGUUAUACAUCGAGCGACUAGGCAAGCUCAAUGUCCAGGCGCUCUACGGUAUUACGUCAAAGGAACGGUUGCUCAAACGUCUCAUCCUCGAGUAUGAGAGAUUCCUCACAGAACGCCUCCCAGCAUGCUCUGCAGCUAUCGGUCACCCCGUCGAGACGGUCUGCACCAUCCUCGAUCUGAAAGGCGUUUCCCUCUCUGCUUUUUACCAAGUCAAAGAAUACGUGAACGAUGCUUCAAAGAUCGGACAAGACCGAUAUCCGGAAUGCAUGGGCAAAUUUUACAUCAUUAAUGCGCCGUGGGGUUUCUCCGCCAUAGAGAUUCUUGGGAGUUCAUACCAGCAGAAGUUGUUGCAGGACAUCCGGGCAGAGGACCUUCCUGCGGAUCUGGGUGGCAAGUGCCACUGUGCGGGCGGGUGCUCGUUGAGUGACGCAGGACCAUGGAACUCGGAUCAGAAGACCGGGAAUGGUGUUGCUUAG
Molecule: messenger RNA, 1037 nt
Organism: Suillus paluster
Lineage: Eukaryota; Fungi; Basidiomycota; Agaricomycetes; Boletales; Suillaceae
Product: CRAL-TRIO domain-containing protein
Exons: 4
Coding region: 75-1037 (320 amino acids)
Source: RefSeq, a predicted model, not a curated record